AUGUGGAAGUCUAUAGUAGGGCAUGAUGUGUCUGUUUCCGUGGAGACUCAAGGUGAUGACUGGGACACAGACCCUGACUUUGUGAAUGACAUCUCUGAGAAGGAGCAACGGUGGGGAGCCAAGACCAUCGAGGGCUCUGGACGCACAGAACAUAUCAACAUCCACCAGCUGAGGAACAAAGUGUCGGAGGAGCAUGAUACUCUCAAGAAGAAGGAGUUGGAAUCAGGGCCCAAAGCAUCCCAUGGUUAUGGAGGUCGGUUUGGUGUAGAAAGAGACCGAAUGGACAAGAGUGCUGUGGGCCAUGAGUAUGUUGCCGAGGUGGAGAGGCACUCUUCUCAGACUGAUGCUGCCAGAGGUUUUGGGGGCAAAUACGGAGUUGAGAAGGACAGGGCAGACAAGUCAGCAGUUGGCUUUGAUUACAAAGGAGAAGUGGAGAAACACACAUCUCAGAAAGAUUACUCUCAUGGCUUUGGUGGUCGUUACGGAAUAGAAAAGGAUAAACGGGACAAGGCAGCUCUGGGAUAUGACUACAAAGGAGAAACAGAGAAACACGAAUCCCAGAGAGAUUAUGCCAAGGGCUUUGGCGGUCAGUAUGGAAUCCAGAAGGACCGAGUGGAUAAGAGUGCUGUUGGCUUCAAUGAAAUGGAAGCCCCAACCACAGCUUAUAAGAAGACGACACCCGUAGAAGCUGCUUCUAGUGGAGCCCGUGGACUGAAGGCAAAAUUUGAGUCCAUGGCUGAGGAUAAGAAGAAGAAGGAAGAAGAAGAAAAAGCACAGCAGAUGGCCAAGAAGCAACAGGAGAGAAAGGCCCUGGUAAAGAUAAGCCACGAGGCUCAGCCUCCUGCAACUACUGUGGAAGAGCCAGCGGUGCCAGCCCCACUGCCUAAGAAAAUCUCCUCACAGACCUGGCCUCCAGCAGGGAGUUGCUCUUCACCAGAUCCUGAGCCUGUGAGAACCAGCAGGGGACAACCAUUGCCUUCCUUGCCCUCAAGGCAAAAACCUCCAGAGGAUGACGAGGAGCCCCCAGCUUUGCCCCCCAGGACACUGGAAGGCCUCCAGGUAGAGGAAGAGCCAGUAUAUGAAGCAGAGCCUAUAUAUGAAGCAGAGCCUGAGCCUGAGCCUGAGCCUGAGCCUGAGCCUGAGCCUAAGCUGGAGCCAGAGCCAGAGCUUGAGAAUGACUAUGAGGACGUUGCGCAUAUGGACAGAAAUGAGCAAGAUGAUGAACUAGAAGGGGACUAUGAGGAUGUGCUGGAACCUGAAGAUGCCUCAUUUCCCUCCUCUGUGGCUGGAUCAUCAGGCGGUCCAGCUGGGGCUGGGAUCUCAGCUAUAGCCCUGUAUGAUUACCAGGGAGAGGGAAGUGAUGAGAUUUCCUUUGAUCCAGAUGACAUCAUCACUGACAUUGAGAUGGUGGACGAGGGCUGGUGGCGAGGACGUUGCCACGGUCACUUUGGACUCUUCCCUGCAAAUUAUGUCAACCUUCUCCAGUAA
Pipistrellus nathusii (Nathusius's pipistrelle) is the source of this 1488-nucleotide messenger RNA. Lineage: Eukaryota; Metazoa; Chordata; Mammalia; Chiroptera; Vespertilionidae. The record is from the annotation of a GenBank genome assembly.